AUGGGGCGCGGGAAGGUGCAGCUGAAGCGGAUCGAGAACAAGAUCAACCGCCAGGUGACCUUCUCCAAGCGCCGCUCGGGGCUGCUCAAGAAGGCGCACGAGAUCUCCGUGCUCUGCGAUGCCGAGGUCGCGCUCAUCAUCUUCUCCACCAAGGGCAAGCUCUACGAGUACUCCACCGAUUCAUGUAUGGACAAAAUUCUUGAACAGUAUGAGCGCUACUCCCAUGCAGAAAAGGUUCUCAUUUCAGCAGAAUUUGAUACUCAGGGCAACUGGUGCCACGAAUAUAGAAAACUAAAGGCGAAGAUCGAGACAAUACAGAAAUGUCAAAAGCACCUCAUGGGAGAGGAUCUUGAAACUUUGAAUCUCAAAGAGCUCCAGCAACUAGAGCAGCAGCUGGAGAGUUCACUGAAACAUAUCAGAACCAGGAAGAGCCAGCUUAUGCUCGAGUCAAUUUCAGAGCUCCAACGGAAGGAGAAGUCACUGCAGGAGGAGAACAAGGUUCUGCAGAAGGAGCUCGCGGAGAAGCAGAAAGCCCAGCGGCAGCAAGUGCAUCGGGACCAAACUCAACAGCAGACCAGUUCGUCUUUCUCGUCCUUCAUGAUAAGGGAAGCUGCCCCAACCCCAACAACAAAUAUCAGUAGCCGUACGCCUAUACUCAACCAGGUUACACCUAGGGCCAAUUUCCUGCCUCUGCUGACAUUUCAGGAAGCAACUGACAAGAAAAAUGACCGUCCGGUUUUUGCAGCAUCUUCCCUGUGGCAGAAGGUGGGAGAGUGGUGGAAGCGGCAGCAGCGCAGCCGCAGGCUCGCGUUGGACUGCCACCAUGGAUGCUUAGCCACCUGA
This is a messenger RNA of Miscanthus lutarioriparius, 843 nucleotides long. Lineage: Eukaryota; Viridiplantae; Streptophyta; Magnoliopsida; Poales; Poaceae. The record is from the annotation of a GenBank genome assembly.